GGGUGUCAAAGGCUCCGCUCUGAGUGGGGGAUGGGAAUAUCUGUGGCGCAAUCAUUGCGCGAGAUUGGGCCAUGGUCGCUGGGGCCAUGCUUAUAUCUCGCGAUAUUUCAGCUGCUCCUGUCUGGAACUAGAGGCAGCUUCUCGCGAGAGCCCGUGCUGAGAGCUCUGUGAGGCCCCGUGUGUUUGUGUGUGUGUAUGUGUGUUGGUGGAUGUGAGUACGGGGAAGCAGCGGCCGCCAUUUCAGAGAGCUUGCUGAAGCUGUCGCAGGGGUGGAUCCUGAGCUGCCGAAGCCGCCGUCCUGAACUUCCGCGCGGGCUCCUCUAAUCCCAUUGUUUCUUUUAGAUUCGCUCGGGCCUAUCCGCCCUCGGAGCCCGAAAUUCGGGCUGGGCGGAACCUCGGCCUGGGCCUAGCGGCUUAACAGUAGCAACAGCGGCAGCAGCAGCAGCCCCCCUCUUUCCGAAUACAAGCACCCCAGGGGCCCGAAAGCCCGCACAGACGUUUAGAGAGAAUGGCAGACGAUAUUGAUAUUGAAGCAAUGCUUGAGGCUCCUUACAAGAAGGAUGAGAACAAGUUGAGCAGUGCUAACGGCCAUGAAGAACGUAGCAAAAAGAGGAAAAAAAGCAAGAGCAGAAGUCGUAGUCAUGAACGAAAAAGAAGCAAAAGUAAGGAACGGAAACGAAGUAGAGAUAGAGAAAGGAAAAAGAGCAAAAGCCGUGAAAGGAAGCGAAGUAGGAGCAAAGAAAGGAGACGGAGCCGCUCAAGAAGUCGAGAUCGCAGAUUCAGAGGCCGCUACAGAAGUCCUUACUCCGGACCAAAAUUUAACAGUGCCAUCCGAGGAAAGAUUGGGUUGCCUCAUAGCAUCAAAUUAAGCAGACGACGCUCUCGAAGCAAAAGUCCAUUCAGAAAAGACAAGAGCCCUGUGAGGGAACCUAUUGAUAAUCUAACUCCUGAGGAAAGAGAUGCAAGGACAGUUUUCUGCAUGCAGCUGGCAGCAAGAAUUCGGCCAAGGGAUUUGGAAGAGUUUUUCUCUACAGUAGGAAAGGUUCGAGAUGUGAGAAUGAUUUCUGAUAGAAAUUCAAGACGUUCCAAAGGAAUUGCAUAUGUGGAGUUUGUUGAUGUUAGCUCAGUGCCUCUAGCAAUAGGAUUAACUGGCCAACGUGUUUUAGGAGUGCCAAUCAUAGUACAAGCUUCACAGGCAGAAAAAAACAGAGCUGCAGCAAUGGCAAACAAUCUACAAAAGGGAAGUGCUGGACCAAUGAGGCUUUAUGUGGGCUCAUUACACUUUAACAUAACUGAAGAUAUGCUUCGGGGAAUCUUUGAGCCUUUUGGAAGGAUCGAAAGUAUCCAACUCAUGAUGGAUAGUGAAACAGGCCGAUCUAAGGGAUAUGGAUUUAUUACGUUUUCUGACUCAGAAUGUGCCAAGAAGGCUUUGGAACAACUUAAUGGAUUUGAGUUAGCAGGAAGACCAAUGAAAGUUGGUCAUGUUACUGAACGUACUGAUGCUUCCAGUGCUAGCUCAUUUUUGGACAGUGAUGAACUGGAAAGGACUGGAAUUGACUUGGGAACAACUGGUCGUCUCCAGUUAAUGGCAAGACUUGCAGAAGGUACAGGUUUGCAGAUUCCACCAGCAGCACAGCAGGCUCUACAAAUGAGUGGCUCUUUGGCAUUUGGUGCUGUGGCAGAUUUGCAAACAAGACUUUCUCAACAGACUGAAGCUUUGUUUAUUGUUAUAUAUUGGAAUGAAAUUUGGUCAAAUAAAAUGAUUACGCUUCAGCUUUAGCUGCAGCUGCCUCUGUUCAGCCUCUUGCAACACAGUGUUUCCAACUUUCUAACAUGUUUAACCCUCAAACAGAAGAAGAAGUUGGAUGGGAUACAGAGAUUAAGGAUGAUGUGAUUGAAGAAUGUAAUAAACAUGGAGGAGUUAUUCAUAUUUAUGUUGACAAAAAUUCAGCUCAGGGCAACGUGUAUGUGAAGUGCCCAUCAAUUGCUGCAGCCAUUGCUGCUGUCAAUGCAUUGCAUGGCAGGUGGUUUGCUGGUAAAAUGAUAACAGCAGCAUAUGUACCUCUUCCAACUUACCACAACCUCUUCCCUGAUUCUAUGACAGCAACACAACUACUGGUUCCAAGUAGACGAUGAAGGAAGAUAUAGUCUCUUAUGUACAUAGCUUUUUUCUUUCUUGAGAAUUCAUCUUGAGUUAUCUUUUAUUUAGAUAAAAAUAAAGAGGCAAGGGUCUACUGUCAUUUGUAUACAAUUCCUGUUACCUUGAAAAAAUAAAACUGUUAACAGGAAUGCAGUGUGCUCAUUAUCCCUAACUAGCAAAUCCCACUGUAUACAAAGCUGUUCUCUUGUUCUGCCUUUUAAAUGUACAUGUAGAAAUUUACAUUAAGGAUCUAUAGGAAUAGCUCUAGGGGGGAACAAAUGUGCUUAAUGUAAAAAGGCAGACAGGGAUGUAAUUAUGUUUUUAAUGUUUCAGAAGCCUAACUUUUUACACAGCAGUUACAUUUCACGUUUCACUAAUGUUGAUACUUGGCUAAUGGUUUAGCAGAUUCUGGAGUACACAUUUAGUGUAUGGAAAUUGAAGACAGCUAAAGGGCUGUUUGAUUAACAUCUCAUCUUGCAUCGUGAUCAAUUGGCAAGAAGAGUUUUCAAGAUUACAUUUCUGGAUAGUAUCUUUUCAAUUAAUGUAUCUGUAAAAGUUUCUUUGUAAAUAUUAUGUGUUCUGGUGUGUCUAAGAUUCCAAACAAAAUGAUGCCUGCAUUUCCUCAAGAUGUUUAGUGACAGUCUGGUAAGCAAAGCCGUCUGAGCAAGAAAUAGGAAAUGCAGAAAUAGGUUUUGUCUGGUUGCAUAUAAUCUUUGCUCUUUUUAAGCUCUGUGAGCUCUGAAAUAUAUUUUUGGGUUACUUCAGUGUGUUUGACAAGACAGCUUGAUAUUUCUAUCAAACAAAUGACUUUCAUAUUGCAACAACCUUUGUAAGAACCACUCAAAUAAAAUUCUCUUAAAAAGGCC
Odobenus rosmarus divergens (Pacific walrus) is the source of this 3006-nucleotide messenger RNA. It is a transcript of the gene RBM39, whose product is annotated as RNA binding motif protein 39. Lineage: Eukaryota; Metazoa; Chordata; Mammalia; Carnivora; Odobenidae. Gene Ontology annotation, biological process: mRNA processing. Gene Ontology annotation, cellular component: nucleus. The transcript has 18 exons. Bases 509 to 1780 code for a protein of 423 amino acids. The record is from RefSeq and is a predicted model, not a curated record. Gene Ontology annotation, molecular function: RNA binding.